AUGCUUUCUUCAAAAUCUUGUUCAAAUCCGAUGUGUUCAGGCUGAUAUGAGUUGUGAGUGAAUGUUCCUUUGGCCUAGGCAGCUAUGCUGUGAGUGCAGGAAUGAGGUUUGCCUCACUCUGAAUUGACUGCUGAAGUAGAAGGAGCUAGCCUGUAGCGAAGCUGACAGUGCGCCUCAACGACGGUCAGGGACACCGGUCAACAUGAAUAACAAGUGGACGUUUCUAGUUUUACUGGCAGCAAACGUUUUGCUCUCUGCAGAGCUCGCUCACGCCUCUUCAGAUAGGCUGGGUGCGAGCGAAGACGGUGUAAGAGAAGCUGCCAAGUAUGUUCGCACGCACGUAUGGGUCGUCGUCCUUGGCACGAUGGGCCUAUCACUGGUGAUCUGCACCAUUGUGUUCUGUUCCUGCGCUCAACGAACUACACGUGGAUACGCACAGAUUGACGGCACCGAUGGUGGUAGCGCCACUGGCGGUGUCCGGGGUAGCCGUGGCUUUGAGCUGAGCCAGAGCACCGACACGUUUGGCGCCGCUUUGCAGAAGCAGCGCGACCGCGAUCGCAACGCGGAGGAAGAAUCAGCAUUGCUGAAUUGUCAGUUCUACCUACGUGCAGUCGGUGGCUAUACGAUGAAGACUCAGCUACGGCAGAUUGGUGGCAGAGCCGGCAAGCGUUGGUAUCUUAUCACGGACAACAGGUCGAAUAAGGAGCUCAUUAUGAGCAUGCUGGGCCGUGCCUCGACGUGUCCCGUUGACUUGAGCAAGGCAACCGUCCGGACUAUCCAGCAACUCAUGACAGCUCUGCGGCAUGCGUACCUGUUCCCAGUCAUGCACGUCGACUACAUAGCCGAGCAGGAUCUAGUCACGGUCAUUCAUCAGCGCAUGGAAAAGGGCAGCAUCAAGGACCAAAUCUACAAUUCCAAACCCGACAAUGUCAUGCAUGAGAAGUACCAGUUCCGCGGGCGGCCGCUGUCCGAAGGGCUCAUCCGCACGUACGGCCGACAAGUACUAGAGGCUCUAAUAUUCCUGCGUGGCCGUGGCUUUCCACCAUGUCUACAUCUGCACAGCGGCAACGUGUUUGUUGACGGCAGGUCUUGCAAACUCGGAGGCUAUGAACAAACCAUAUUUGGCUACCCAUCUCGUAUGUAUCCGCUGGUGCGGCGUGCUGUCAAAGACGACUUGGACGCUUUGGAAGUUGUUCUUUUCGGUCACUUCCUGUAUGAGAUGCUGCUUGGCCAGGAGUUGAAUGUAGCCAAGGCUGAACACCACCACAUCUCAGCGGCCCGGAGUAGCUCUCAGGGUGCCCAGGUCCUCCGGGACAUUUUCCUGCGCUCAGACGGAACAUUUCCAAAGUUGGAGGAUUUGAAAGAUAAUAUGUUCUUCAAUGGCGGCGUGGAUCUUUCUGAAAUGAAUCGCACCAACACCCCACCGGCUCUGACAUCUCAGAUGAAAUCACUGCUGAAACUAGUGAGGAAAGGAACGUUAUCGCCAACGGCUUCUGGAACAAGUACAUCAGGAAGCUCAAAGUCGAGCAAAAAGCGUGGCUCAACAUCAGGUGCCUCGAAGUCAAGCCGGCCAUCGAGUCGAGCCAACGCCAGUAGCGUAUCGCCGCGGCCAAACACCACACCCUCGCCAGCCAAUCCACCUCCGCCGCCGCCGCCGCCACCGUCAGCUGCUCCCCCACCGCCUGCUGCAGCAGCCGCCGUACGUCCUCCUCCAUCCUCAGCCGGCCGCGGUGCGUUACUGGGCCAGAUACACACGGGCGCACGGUUGAAGAAGACGGUCACGAACGAUCGUAGUGCGCCGAAAGUCUGACCGGCGCUUUCGUCGCUCUCCGGUUGCCAGUGUCCGAAUGCAGUGCUCUAUGUUGGCCAUCGGACUGCGCUGGCAUGUUAUGUUGGAGAGGUGGGUGUGUACGUGUGUGUGUGUGUGUGUGUGUGUGUGUGUGUGUGUGUGUGUGUGUGUGUGUGUGUGUGCGUGCAUGUACGCGUAUGCACCGCGUAUGCCUGCAUAUGAGUGUGCGCCCGCACACAAGUGUAACGUUAUUUUUGCUUUCGUAUUCGCCAUUUUACGGUGGCAGCCGCACUGUUCCAUACUGGUGGUGGCCAGGCUAGGCUGUGUCUUGUCGUUCCAAUACAUGAUCAUACCUCGUGGCAAUGCCCUGCCAUCUAACCAGGGUCUCUGUGAGAAAACUGCAUUUCUUGCAGUGAGGUCUCACCACCACCACAACGCUCCAUAUCUGAUGUUGUCAUCUCUGCUGCCCUGUGUGCACCCCCCCCCCCCCCAACCACCUCUGUUUCAGCUGGCCUGAUCCACACACAUUCUCUAUCUAGGAAAAUAAUAUGUUGGUCUAUUCCACUACAGUGUCCUCUCUUUUUUAAUUUAAAUUCUAUGAACAAAACCAGAGACCGACUAUGAACAAAACCAGAGACCGACUGUGAACAAAACCAGAGACCCACUGUGGACCUGAAUCGAACCGUAUAGUUUAUAGUUGUAGGCAAAAUAUUAUUUCAUGAUUAGCCUAGUCUUGAUUCGCUGAUACCGGCAAUGGUUAUUGUCGGUGUAUUGAUCCAUAGUUUGCUUGCUGUUCAACUUGUGAAAAUAUGACCCUAUUUUGGAGAUCUGUUAUUUUCAUGCUGGUCUCAUGACCCACGGCUACUGGCCUGAUUGUUAUUUGUGCGCUUUUCGUGAUUCCACUGCAGCUAGCUGCCUAUAGCUGUGCUAUUUAAAUGUUGCUAGUGUUGUGA
This is a messenger RNA of Sycon ciliatum, 2742 nucleotides long. Its product is annotated as slowpoke-binding protein-like. Gene Ontology annotation, molecular function: actin binding. The transcript is spliced from 16 exons. Bases 203 to 1810 code for a protein of 535 amino acids. Lineage: Eukaryota; Metazoa; Porifera; Calcarea; Leucosolenida; Sycettidae. The record is from RefSeq and is a predicted model, not a curated record.